ACCGGUGGCAAUUACCGCGCCACGUGUUGAUGGCAAUGCUUCAGCCACUCCAGCGGGUGAGGGAUGGGGAGAGGAGACUUUCCAGCCUGGUCUUGCUGUGCGCAGCUACGGCCCUGCUGAGCACGUUUGGUGGCUCGAGCUUUGUGAAUGGUGCCCCUCGAGGAUGGGCUCCAGAAUGUGAGUCAAAAAUUGCAAUGGAAGCAAAAAAAAGGGAAACCUGGCCCAUCAAACAGCGACAGAAUGCUGAGUACUUGGCGCGCCAUCCGCGCCCUUCGAUGACAGAGAAGGAGCGCAAGAAGCGACUCUUGAAGAUCCAACUCUUCCGCCGUCAGGACUUGAUGCUUUGCGAGCAGUUCCUCUACAAUGAUCCUCGCGAUGCCAGAUGGCAAUGGGACGUCGACAAGACGCGACAGUUCUUGGAUGAGCAGGCGACGUUGGUAGAUGACGUGAAGAAGAAGAAACUCACGACCCGGGAAGACUUAGGCUUGCCUUUGCCACCCACCGACCUGAAACUGAGCGCCAUGGCGAAGAUCCAACGAAGCAGUGCGGCGCAAGCCUCGAAGGAGAAGGAAAAACAGGAGAAGGAGAAGGAAAAGGGCAAAAAGCAGUCAGGCCAGGUGCAAAAGGGAAAGCAAGGGGAGCCUGAUUUGACCAACGUCGAUCUGGACUUCAUGAAUUACAAGGGUCUGGUGAUGACAAGGAGGCAGAAGGCCCAGUUCGCACAACGGGCACAACGGGCAGCAAAGCAACAGAAGAAGAAGAGGUGAUUUUGACCUCGACACCGGAUACGAUUCGCGCCCAGCCUUUGCUGGCAAAGCCCUAACCUGGAGCAGAAAUCUGCGGGCUGUGAUUCGGCCACUUUUCAUGUUGAUUCUAGAUUCUGUUCAUUGAUUUCAUUGCUUUUUAUUGGAUUUGAUCAAGUCUUUGCUUUGUUGACCUGUGCUUUGAUCCGUUACGGGUUUCACUCUACGAGGCUUUCCCAGUAUCAAUUUUACGCGUUGUGUCCAGUCAUCAAAA
Molecule: messenger RNA, 1017 nt
Organism: Cladocopium goreaui
Lineage: Eukaryota; Dinophyceae; Suessiales; Symbiodiniaceae
Source: the annotation of a GenBank genome assembly